GGUGGUCAGUUCCUGGGAAGGCUGCCCUUCUAACAGAGCGAGGUGUUUUGUGCGGAGCCUUCGGUCUCCAGACCCCCAGGGAGCGGGGAGCGAGCUUCAGGUAGUGCAAGUCACAGACUGGUGAAUGCCUGAGCUGGCUCUCCCCGCACACCAUCUGGUCAGGUCCCCGAGUAGCCUGAGAGGUGGGAUUAACUUCACUUUACAGAUGAGGCCCCUGACACCCCGCAGUGUAAAUGGCUCAUCUGGCGUUGUGUGGCUGUGAGGAUGGCCACACCUCUGGAGCAGGCAUUGGCUGCUGUCAUGUGCACCUUCCAGAAAUACGCAGAAAUCUCAGGGGACAAGCACCGGCUCUGCCAGGCAGAGCUCAAGGAGCUGCUACAGAAGGAGCUGCCCACCUGGACCCCGGUGGGGCUCCGGGAGUGUGACUACAGUGCAUUCAUGAGUGUCCUGGACACCAACAAAGACUGUGAAGUGGAUUUCGUGGAAUACGUGCGCUCCCUCGCCUGCCUCUGCACCUUCUGCCACGACUACUUCAAGGACGGUGCCCCUGUGACCCCCUGCUCCCAGUAGGCUCUGCCCCCGAGGCCAGGGGCUGUCCCCCCCCCCCCCCCCCCCCCCCCCCCGUCCUGCACCCCAUUCCACCCUGAAUAAAGUGCUGGUGUCACGUG
This is a messenger RNA of Hyaena hyaena (striped hyena), 668 nucleotides long. It is a transcript of the gene S100A3, whose product is annotated as S100 calcium binding protein A3. The transcript has 3 exons. The record is from RefSeq and is a predicted model, not a curated record. Gene Ontology annotation, cellular component: cytoplasm. Lineage: Eukaryota; Metazoa; Chordata; Mammalia; Carnivora; Hyaenidae. The coding region runs from base 265 to 570 and encodes 101 amino acids. Gene Ontology annotation, molecular function: transition metal ion binding.